Messenger RNA from Adelges cooleyi (spruce gall adelgid), 3406 nucleotides. RefSeq lists its product as uncharacterized. The transcript has 8 exons. The record is from RefSeq and is a predicted model, not a curated record. NCBI's taxonomy places the organism in Eukaryota, Metazoa, Arthropoda, Insecta, Hemiptera, Adelgidae. Bases 578 to 1687 code for a protein of 369 amino acids.
AUUGGUCAUUCCGAUUAGAAAAAGUCGGUUUAAAACAUUUUUUAAACUAAGUUAGGUGCUGUUAUGAAAUGGUAUAAAAUAUUGUUUCUGGAAGAAUAUUUUUAACAACGUUUUUAGUUUCUGAAUUUUAUUAUACACUGAUAUGACCUCAGAAUACUCAUUUCGAUAACUAAAAUGAAAUACAAUUCAAGACUAAAAAAAACAAAUAGCUAUACUAUAGAUAAAUUGGUAAACAAGUGUUAUAUAAUAAUAUAAUCACAACUGCAGUCAACAGGCAACAGCAAAUAACAAUCAAUUAUUAUCAGUUAUGACCGGUACUGCAUAAUGGAAAACAAAUUAGUUCUAUUAUUAUAGGCAAUCGGUAUUUUGUGACUUAUAGCGUCAUCAUACCACUUAAUAAGGUUGGUUGUUAUUAUCAAUUAUAUCACAUCGACACUAGUAGGUACAGUGAAUAAUAGUAUACACUAUAUAGUCCUCCAAGUAAUCGGUAUAUCCAUAUAAUAUAUUGCUAUGGUUAAAGCUAUCCGCUUCACAUAAAUAGUCUGCACUCAACAAAAAUUACUCAGAAAAAAGAAACAUGUCUGUCAGCGAUUACUUGAUGAAAAGCAUUGAAGGGAAGAAGUACGAAAUCGUUAAAAAUAAUGAACAUUUUGAAUGGGUGAAUGAUUGUGAAAACACCAUUAACAAACUGACAGCUGAAAUUUUCGACACUUUAGGGGUAAAAGAUGAAAACGAAUUGAACGCGUCGAUAAAACACCUUGAUAAACAUCAAGAACAUGUAAUACAAUCGUUAUCUAACUAUGCUAAAGAUCUGGAAAACAGUGAUAUUGCCAACGACAAUUCAAAAAAAUUUAUCAACGAUUGGGCCGAAGGUGUUAAAUUUCAAAUUUCUAAAAAAUAUCACCUAAUAGGAGGUCCAAGUGAUAAAAAAAUCCGCAGGGCUUUCGAAUCAACCAUGCCUCACUUUAUAGUGUGUUCCACGACUUUGGCCGACAUGACUAAUAAUAGUGAAUACAAAAUUGCUGUUUCGAAUUUUUCAAAAGUUGUCAUUCUCAACAUGAUCACUUGUCUACAAGAGCUAAAAUUGUACAGUACAGUUCUACAGUUGUACAUAAUGUAUAUACAACAGAAUAAUAUGGCAAACGCGUGUGAACGGCUAGGAGAAUACUGUGAAGGAUGGUCUUAUUUCCAAGCAAAAAGAGUCAAACAUUUUGAAUGGAUAAAGGAUUAUGAAAGUUCUAUAAAAAAACUUACCACGGAAGUUUUCGACACGUUGGGAGUAACAGACGAAUCAGCAUUAAACGCAUCGGUAAAAAGAAUAGAACAACAACAAGAAUACUUAAAAAAUUCUACAGCCACUUAUGCAAAGAAACUCGCAGUCUGUGAUCUAGCCAAUGAAGCGGCCAGACAUUUCAUCAAUGAAUGGGCCGAGUGUACGGUGAUUCAGACUGAAGAAAAAAAAUACUAUCAAUUAGACGGAUUGAGUGCAAGUAAAGUUCGAUGGUGUUUCGAAAUUACCAUCACGUACUUUACUAUAUGUGCCACAUUUUUGGCUAAUAUGAACGAUAAUAGUGAAUUCAAAAUUGGUGUAUCCAAUUUUGCAAAAGAUGUUAUUCAAAAUUUAAUUGACUCGCUUCAAGGUCUCAAGAAUGACAUAGAAGCUCUUCGAAAUAAAACAAACGAAUAAAAAAUCUAUGUACGACCAACAAAAUAUUAUACCAUCCUUAUAAUUAUAUUACUAGAAUACCUACUCCAUUUAAAAUUUAAAAUUUAUAUAUUUUUAAGCUAUUUUAAAAUGAAAAUCGUCCUAAUUAUUUAAAAAAAAAAUAUUGUUUUUUAUUUUCAAUUCAUCGUAGCUGUUUGCAUUUUCAGUGGCUAUGGUAGCGUUGCUGUAAAUCUUUCAUGAGGCGUGAUGGCUUUUCGCAAAUAGGUGUCUUGUUUUACAAUUAAAGGGGUUACUAGCUGUAGGAGUUCUAAGUAUGUAUUUUUGUCCAUUCUUAAAUAAUUAUGCCAGUCUUCUGGAUGAAAUCUUAACUCAUUUAAUAAAUUAAUAUGCGAAUACUUCAAUCUCUUUUCAUAAUAAAUAUUCUCUUUUCAAAAGCCAUUCUUUUGCCCAUUUUCUUUUUCUUUUAUUAUUGGUUUUUAUCAUCUUCAACAUGGCUGCUAUAGCUAAAGAUGUGCUAAAACGGAAAAUUUGGUUCACCGUGAAAUAAGACCGUAGUGUGUGGCCACAUAAACACGUCCUGUUAAUUAUCGUUGUCUGAAUGAAAAUCGAUUGUUAUUUAACUACAAGACUUGACCGUAAUAAAUCAGAGUUUAUGAAACUUUGUUUUAUAUUGAUGAAGAAAAACAGAAAUGGAGUUUCUGAUGUUCUUUUAAUAGCUAAGAAUAUAAUUAUAAAAUAAUACGCAUAGGAAAUAUUUAAAUAUUGUUUUGUUGGACUUAGAACUGUAAAUGUAAUGUUUUUGAACUGCUAUUGAAGACAUAACUUUUAUCACUGAAUUCCAACGAGUCUAUUUAAUCAUUUACUCUUGUAUUAUAAUAUUUACUAUGCUUAAACAAAGCUGGGUUGCUGCGUUCUAUGAUUUUCUUCGAGGUAUCAUUAAUGGAAUCAAAUAACAUUACGAGUGAUCUGUAUGUGACCACGUUGUGGCUGCAAUAAAAUUAUUUGAAUCUGAUUUUUUUUUUUUGUGUUCGAGGAGAGGAUCUCCUAAUAUUUGAUUAAUUCAUGUAUGCCACUUGCCAGCUGUUGCAUUUAAUAAAAAUAUAGAAUGUUAUCGCGUUGCUUGAAGCAUUGAUAAAUGCAGUACACAAUAAUCAUUUGGGUAGUCAAAUGGGAGAUAAUUUUAUCUGACUAUGGUCAAUGUUACACAAUUGGUUGUUGGUGGAUGGUCGGGCAGAGGUAUAAUGCAGCUAGAAGUGGGAAAAGAUCAGCGUUAACUUGAUGACCUUAUAUUAUGUUAGAUGACGACACAAUCCACAGUCAGCUAACCGCACCAGUAGUUGAAUAAAUAACAAUAGUUCAAAGUGUGAACACAUGUUAUAUAAUCUAAAAAAAAAACGAAUUAUUGUAUUAUAAUAUAUUACAUUGGACUAUAAAUAUUCUGUGUUUAAUGUAAAUUGUUUAUUAUCACCAAUGGACUUCAUUCUGUGAGACUAAAGGAAGAUCAUCAUUAUUAUUGUUAUUAAACAUUUGAUAGAAUUUAUUCUUAUUUAAAAAUAAAAUUUUAAUUGUAAUUAAAUAGUUAUGACCUAAAACUAAAAGUUAAAAUAAAAAUUUUGUGGCAGUUGAUUUAUUUGUUUUUGAUUUUGUUCAAUCGUAUACAAAUUUAAUAAUAAAACCAUGUUUCCUGCAUGUGAACGUGUUCACAAAGCUUUGGGUGAUUUGACAUAUGACCAAGCAAAA